ACCUUAUUCUUUUCUUGCGUUGAUUGCUUAUGUUAUACAGCUUCAGAGGCCAUGGAAAUCACUAUGGCUCCUCGCCAAAGGGCGUCAUCCCUGCAGACCAGCCAAAUGAACGGAAUCAAUCACCUUGAUGCAGUCAACACGAACGGCCUAGUCAAAGGGCAGAAAACAACAAUGGCGUACUGGCAGGAUUACCUCGACGGAGUGGAGCAGUGCUUGUUCCCCACACACUCUAGCGAUGGGCUGGACGACGACAGUCCUAUGAAAAGCAUCAAGGUGCGAUUGGACCGGGGGUUGGAAUUCGUUGCGUUCUGCGAGCGAGAGAAUAUCGCCCCUGUCGCUGCGGUGCAGCUGGCCUGGGCCAUUGUUCUGAAAUGCUACACGGGGAAUGAGGAUGUUUGCUUUGGAUUUGUGACGGAGGAUAUGGAUCUGCUUGUUUCCCGGGUUGAUCUUGCGGAGCGGCCGGUUGUGCGAGAUGCUCUGCGUGCGCUUCAAGAGCGAUUGGCGCGCAGUGUUUGCAAUCGGCUGGACGGUCCAUUUGGGGAGGUAUAUGGAUUGGGAAGCAAUGAGUGUCCACUCUUCAACACCUUGGUCACGUCGCAUAGGGCGUUUGGGGAGAUUUUGCCCCAACUUGAGACGAAAUGGCAGAUGAAGUUCGAUCUGAUCUUGCACGUCUCGGUGGACCGCAGCGGGGUGGACGUGUGUCUCAUGUACAGAGCGCCCAAAGUCCCCGCUAGGAUGGCCCGCAGUGUCGCGGGAAGCUUCAGCAGAGUGCUUCUGGAGAAGGCCACGCAUUUGGAGCAACCGGUUUCUGCUCUCCCGGUGGUGAGUUCCUCAGAUUACGAUCAACUGCUGCAAUGGAACGACUCACUGGUAGGCCCCUUUGAUACCACCAUUCAUGAUGCCAUCUACGAGGUGUGCUGCCGACAGCCAGACCGUCCAGCGGUGUAUAGCUGGGAUGGCCAACUGACCUAUCGAGAGUUAUGGGACCGGUCGUCCCAACUGUGCCAGUACCUGCGGAGUCGAGGCAUUGGCUCUGAAAUGCCCGUUCCCAUCUGCAUGGACAAGUCGCCUCUGGCCAUCAUAUCCAUCUUGGCCGUGCUCAUGGCGGGGGGAAGCUGCGUCAUGAUCGACCCGGGGACGGCGAUUCAACGGGUUCGCGGCAUCAUGCAAGAAAACCCGCCGUUGCUGAUUCUCCUGUCCGCGUCGGCAGCACACCUCGACUUUCACAGCGCGGCGGAAAAGAUUGUCGUAUCCCCCGAGACAUUCCCGGGGUUGGUGGCGGUCAACUCCUGUCCGCCGGCUGCCGUGAAGCCUUCUGAUAUUGCAUUCAUCUACUACACGUCCGGCUCGACAGGUCGUCCGAAGGGGAUCCUCGCCCAGCAUAAUGGCAUAUACACGGGCGUGCAAGUGUACGGUCGGUGCACGAACAUCACGAAAGAGACGAGGCUCUUGCAAUUCGCCUCGUACCUAUGGUCGAUGAGUAUGGUGGAAUCAUUGACCACCCUGGUCCACGGCGGUUGUCUUUGCCUUCCCUCUCAAGAUACGAUGAUGAACGACCUCCGACGGUUUACUGCCAAGGCCCAGGUGACCAUGUGUUCGUUUACUCCCUCGGUGCUGCGCCUCUUUGAACCAAAGGAUUUCCCGGGCGUGCAAACCAUCUCGCUGAUCGGCGAGCCGCUGACCCAGGACGUGGUGGAUAGCUGGGCCUCGCAUGUCAACCUCAUCAACGCCUAUGGACCGACCGAAGGGGGCCCCAUCGCUUCAUACGUCGCGGUCCAAGCCGGGCAAUGGAAGACUGGCGAUGUCGGCAAGGCCAUCCCCGGCGCCUUGUGGAUUGUGAAUCCUUCCAAUCCCAACCAACCCUUGCCGAUCGGUGCCGUGGGAGAACUGCUGAUCCAGGGCCCAACGGUGGCGCGUGGGUAUCUGAAGAGACCCGACGCGACGCAAGCAGCGUUCAUCCCACGACCAUCCUGGCUGCCCGCUGCGACGCCCGAAGAACAGCAGCAUCGAUUCUACCUUUCUGGCGACCUUGCCCGGCACAAUCCCGACGGCUCGCUGCAGUUCAUUGGUCGAAAGGACCGCCAGGUGAAGAUCCGGGGACAGCGAAUCGAGCUCGAGGAAGUCGAGGCGCAUGUGAGAGGGGUGUUGUCGAGCACGAAAGAUGUCGUCGUGGAGGCUGUCCAGCCCACCGAGGAGCCGAACAGCAAGAUGCUGGUUGCUUUCGUCGCACCCAGAGCGGCUGGCAUAGAAGAUGCGGUCUUGAUUCCUGCGGAUGAUGAGUUUAUUUGCAGCGUGGAGACGCUUCGUUCGCGGCUUCAUGAUACGAUUCCGCGGUACAUGAUGCCUCCGGUCUUCUUGCAGAUUUCGCACAUUCCGAGGAACAAAUCAGGCAAGGUGGAUCGACGUCGCCUGCAGCAGAUGGUGCAGGGCCACUCUCGAGAGCAUAUGGAUGCGUUGAUUGGGCCUCGUCGGGACACCACUGAGCCAGCUACGCAGAAUGAAGCCCUCGUCCAGGCCGUGUGGGCGGAAUGUCUGCGCGUCUCGCCCGCGGACAUCGGACGACACGAUAAUUUCUUCGCGUUGGGAGGUGAUUCACUCGCGGCAAUGAAGGUGGUGUCUCGGAUGCAUGACCGUGGGUUCAACGUCACGUUUGCCGAAGUGUUUAAUCGUCCCACGUUGUCAAUGCUGGCAGAGAAUCUGCAGAAAGACGAUCACGCCGUCCAGCACUAUCAGCGGUUUUCUCUCAUUCCCGCCGGCGACGACAUCGAGGCUGUGCGCUCCCAAGCGGAGCAGGAUUGCAGUGUCGAUAGCAGCGAGAUCGAGGACAUCUACCCUUGCACCGCCCUUCAGACUGGCCUGCUCAGUUUGACGAUGAGGGCCCAAGGGCUCUAUGUUGGACAGUACGCUUGGCGGUUGCGCGAAGCAGAUCAAGUCCAGCGCCUGAUGGCAGCAUGGCAAACGGUCGUGGAUCACAACCCCAUCCUGCGAACGAGAAUCAUUCAGUCCGGGUCCGAUGAAAUGCUGCAAGUGGUCAUGUCCCCUGCGGAGGUGGACUGGGUCGAGGCAUCGUGCUUGGAGGAGUACCUGGCCGGCCAGAGACAGCGAGAAGUCUCCCCGGGUCGACCAUUGGCCCAGUUUGCCAUCAUUCGUGAGGAAGGCUCUGUCUAUUUCGCUGCCACUCUGCAUCAUGCCCUCUACGAUGGCUUCACGCUGUCUCUCCUGUUUCGAGAUCUCGAAGCUGCCUAUAACGGACAGCCGCUCUCCCCUCGACCGUUCUCUCCAUUCAUCGCAUUCAUCUCGCGAUCCGACUCCAAGGCCAUCGCGGAUUUCUGGACCCAAGAAUUCCACGGUCUUUCCUGUUCGCCGUUCCCUCCGCUGCCAUCCGACAACUACUUUCCAUCCGUCACGGAGCGUGUGGAUCACUGCGUCGACAUCCCGCAGUCGGCCUCGCAGUAUACCAUCUCGACGGUCCUGCGUCUUGCCUGGGCCACAGUGAUUUCCACCUACACAGACUCCGACGACGUGGUGUUUGGCGUAACCGGGUUUGGACGAGACGCCCCCGUGUCCAAUAUCGCGCAGAUGACUGGCCCUACGAUUGCCACGGUCCCGUUCAGAGUGCAGACAAACCCCGAGCAGACGACACAGGACGCCUUGGAAUCCAUCCAGACGAAGGGAAGCCGACUGGUGGACGUUCAACAGACGGGGCUGCAUAAGAUUCGAACACUCAGCCCCGAGACCGCGUUGGCGUGUCAGUUCCAGAGUCUGCUGGUCGUGCAGCCAUCAAAGAGCGAGAGACCGGACCUGUCGAGUAUCCUCGAGGACGUGAUGGAUCGCGACUCGACCAGCGCGGCAGAUAACUCGUAUGCGAUCAAUAUCGUUUGCCAUCCGACUCCGGAUACUAUCGCCUUCCACGCUGCGUUUGAUCCGAAAGUCGUCACUCCGGCGGCCAUGCAGAGUAUCAUGUGUCAGUUCGGCCAUGUUACCAGUCGCAUUCUGGACGGCUGUGAAUUCAGCGGUGACUUGAGAGCCAUCAGCCCCCAGGGCAUGGGGCAAUUGCGAGAAUGGAAUGGCCAUCUGCCCGAGCCCAUGGACGCUUGCGCCCAGGAUGUGAUUCUAUCGCAUAGCCAGUCGACACCCGAUGCCCUCGCCGUCGACGCGUGGGACGGCCAGCUCUCAUUCCACGAACUGGACGACCUCUCCCUGGGCAUGGCUGGCCAUCUCAUCGCGCAUGGCGUUCGCCCGGGGGCGUUCGUCCCCCUCCUGUUUGAAAAGGCCAAGUACACCCCCGUGGCGAUGCUGGCCGUCAUGCGAGCGGCGGGGGUCUUCGUCCCUCUUGAUUCCUCGCAGCCCACCGCGCGCCUGCAAUCCCUCUGCCAGCAGAUCGGGGCACCACUCGUUGUCGCCUCGGACGAAUGCGCCAGUCUCGCCUCUGAGCUCCUGCCGCACACGCUCACCGUGUCCAUGCCGCAUCUGAAGACCUGGGCGGCGUCACCCCCGCCGGUGCUCCCCGUCUGUCGGCCAGAAGACCCCCUAUACUGUAUCUUCACCAGCGGAUCAACGGGUCAGCCAAAAGGCGCGAUCAACUCCCACUCCGCCUACUGCACGAUGGCCAAAGACCUAGGCGAGAGGACUCGGAUGACCGCAUCGACGCGCCAUUUCCAGUUCGCGUCGUAUGCAUUCGACGUGAGUGUCGCCGACCAUCUAACGCCCCUCAUGCACGGAGCCUGCGUCUGCAUCCCAUCCAAGGACGAAGUCCGGAAUAGCCUCGCCGCCGCCAUUCAGCAAUACCAGCCCACCUCGCUCGAACUGACGCCCUCUGUCUCUCGGAUUUUGGACACGCACGAUCUAUCCUCCGUUCAGACCCUCAACCUCAGCGGCGAGGGCAUGGUCCGCCGGGACGUGGACAGAUGGCACGACAAACUGCAACUCGUCAACUCGUACGGUCCCGCCGAGUGUGCCUACACAGCUACCCUGCAGGCCUCGAUCGGCGCCGCCACCGACCCCAAUAACAUCGGGUAUCCCACCGGGUGCGUGUGCUGGGUCACCGACCCCAUCGACCACAACCGCCUCCUCCCCAUCGGAGCCAUAGGCGAGUUGGUCAUCGAGGGUCCCAUCGUGGGCGUGGGGUAUUUGAAUAACCCGGACAAAACCGCCGCCGCCUUCGUGGAGGAGCUGCCUUGGUUGCGAGACUUUCGAGGCAAGACGCACGUCCGAGCGUAUAAAACCGGCGAUCUGGUCCAGCAACAUCCGGACGGGUCGCUGCAAUACAUCGGCCGCAAGGACAUGCAGGUCAAGGUACGAGGGCAGCGGAUUGAACUGGGCGAGGUGGAACACCACGCCCUGCAGGCAUUUGAACUCGAAGCUCCCAGCUACUGCCGCGGUGUCGCCGGCGAAGUGAUUCGAUUCGCGACGAACAACAGCCUGCAGUCGGCGUUGAUGAUAUUCGUCGAGGUCGCCACCGCCGAACCAGCGCUUCUUCACAAACCAGAAGACAAAAUCGCCCUCCUCCCCCCAUCCGCCUCUUUCCAAACUCUCACCCAACGCAUCCAAGACCGACUACGAGACAUGGUCCCCACCUACAUGAUCCCCUCCAUCAUCCUCCCCAUCACCCGCAUCCCCUUAUCCAAAUCCGGCAAAGUCGACCGCAAGGCCCUCCAGGCGAUCGCGAAAAGCCUCGACCGCGCCGAUCUCGAUCCCUAUCUCGCGACGCGUGCGGAGAAGCGCAUGCCCGAGACGGAAAUGCAAAAGCAACUGCAAGCCAUUGCCGGGGAGGUGCUCAGGAUCCCGCUCGAGCAGAUUGGACUGAAUGAUAGUUUCUUGUCGAUUGGGGGUGAUUCGAUCGGGGCGAUGGCGUUUGUGGGACGCUGUCGGGGGCGGAAUAUCGUGUUGAGUGUGCAGCAGCUUUUUGGGAGGGCGACGAUGGAGCAGUUGGCUUUGUUGGCCGAGUCGAGCUGUAGAUAGAUUAUCUGAUGAUGAGACUGAUGUUAGUAAUGUAUUCUUGAUCAUACUCAUCUAGACUGACGUGGAUGGAUCUAUCGUUGUCUAUUAUUAACGUGAAUAUGCAGCCGUCAUUCACAGCUAUCUGGCUCUAUUUCGCAAAUG
This is a messenger RNA of Aspergillus wentii DTO 134E9, 6102 nucleotides long. RefSeq lists its product as uncharacterized. Gene Ontology annotation, molecular function: phosphopantetheine binding; catalytic activity. Gene Ontology annotation, cellular component: cytoplasm. Gene Ontology annotation, biological process: amino acid activation for nonribosomal peptide biosynthetic process; secondary metabolite biosynthetic process. The coding region runs from base 52 to 5961 and encodes 1969 amino acids. The record is from RefSeq and is a predicted model, not a curated record. The transcript has 2 exons. Lineage: Eukaryota; Fungi; Ascomycota; Eurotiomycetes; Eurotiales; Aspergillaceae.